CCCAGCCGCGUGCACGCGCGGCCGCAUCAGCUGAGCGCGCGGCGCGUGUCACGUGGUGUGCGUGUCGAAGGUCACGGCGCGCUCACAAUGGAGCUCUCGGAGUAUGUGCAGAAAGGCUUCCAGAUGCUGGCCGAUCCCGGCUCCUUCGACUCCAACGCCUUCACGCUUCUCCUCCGGGCGGCUUUCCAGAGCCUGCUGGACGCCCAGGCGGACGAGGCCGUGUUAGAUCACCCAGACUUGAAACAUAUCGAUCCAGUGGUUUUAAAACAUUGUCAUGCAGCAGCUGCAACUUACAUACUGGAGGCUGGAAAGCAAAGAGCUGACAAAUCAACUCUAAGCACUUAUCUAGAAGACUGUAAAUUUGAUAGCGAGAGAAUAGAAUUGUUUUGCACGGAAUAUCAGAAUAAUAGGAAUUCCCUAGAAAUCCUACUGGGAAGAACACUGAUUCCCGAUCCCACCCAGAGAUUAGUUUUAGUUGCAACAUGGAACAAUUACAGGAUCUUUUAUCAAGCAGAAAUGCAUCGAACAACCAGAAUCAAGAUCACUGAGCUAAAUCCCCACCUAAUGUGUGUGCUUUGUGGAGGGUACUUCAUUGAUGCCACAACCAUAAUAGAAUGUCUACAUUCCUUCUGUAAAACGUGUAUUGUGCGUUACCUGGAGACCAGCAAGUAUUGUCCUAUCUGUGAUGUCCAAGUUCACAAGACCAGACCACUACUGAAUAUAAGGUCAGAUAAAACUCUUCAAGAUAUUGUAUACAAAUUAGUUCCAGGGCUUUUCAAAAAUGAAAUGAAGAGAAGAAGGGAUUUUUAUGCAGCUCAUCCUUCAGCUGAUGCUGCCAAUGGCUCUAAUGAAGAUAGAGGAGAAGUUGCAGAUGAAGAUAAGAGAAUUAUAACUGAUGAUGAAAUAAUAAGUUUAUCCAUUGAAUUCUUUGACCAGAACAGAUUGGAUCGGAAAGUAAAUAAAGACAAGGAGAAAUCUAAGGAGGAGGUGAAUGAUAAAAGAUAUUUACGAUGCCCAGCAGCAAUGACUGUGAUGCACCUAAGAAAGUUUCUCAGAAGUAAAAUGGACAUACCUAAUACUUUCCAGAUUGAUGUCAUGUAUGAAGAGGAACCUUUAAAGGAUUACUAUACACUAAUGGAUAUUGCCUACAUUUAUACCUGGAGAAGGAAUGGUCCGCUUCCUUUGAAAUACAGAGUUCGACCUACUUGUAAAAGAAUGAAGAUCAGUCAUCAGAGAGAUGGACUGACAAACGCUGGAGAACUGGAAAGUGACUCUGGGAGUGACAAGGCCAACAGCCCAGCAGGAGGUAUUCCCUCCACCUCUUCUUGUUUGCCCAGCCCCGGCACUCCAGUCCAGUCUCCUCAUCCUCAGUUUCCUCACAUUUCCAGCACCAUGAAUGGAACCAGCAGCAGCCCCAGCGGUAACCACCAAUCUUCCUUUGCCAAUAGACCUCGAAAAUCAUCAGUAAAUGGGUCGUCAGCAACUUCAUCUGGUUGAUACCUGAGACUGUUGAGGAAAAAAAUUUUAACCCCCUGAUUUAUAUAGAUAUCUUCAUGCCAUUACAGCUUUAUAGAUGCUAAUACCUGUGACUAUCGUCCAAUUUGCUUUCUUUUGUAGUGACGUUAAAUUUGGCUAUAAAAGAUGGACUAGAUGUGAUAUUCAUAUGGACGUUAAUUGAAAAGAAAGAUUAUUUCUCGAAAGAAUUGGUUUCUGAGAAAGCAGGCAAGAUGUUUUACUGUGUGUUAGGACAGAUGUGAAAUGGUUUCUGUAACCAUUGUUUGGAUUUGAAAAUCUUCUGCAGUGGAUAUAAACAUUGGGCCAUAGUUUGUUAAUCUCAACUAAACGCCUACAUUACAUCCUCCCUGAUUGUUCUUGUUACUAUGCUGUUUUGUGAACCUGUAGAAAACAAGUGCUUUUUAUCUUGAAAUUCAACAAAUGGAAAGAAUAUGCAUAGAAUAAUGCAUUCUAUGUAGCCAUGUCACUGUGAAUAACAAUUUCUUGCAUAUUUAGCCAUUUUGAUUCCUGUUUGAUUUUUACUUCUCUGUUGCUGCGCGAAACCGAUCAAAGAAAAGUAAACUUCAGUUUUACAAUCUGUAAGCCUAAAAGCGGGUACUACCGUUUAUUUUACUGACUUGUUUAAAUGAUUCGCUUUUGUAUGAAUCAGAUGGCAUUAUGCUUAUUGUACAAUGCCAUAUUGGUAUACGACAUAACAGGAAACAGUAUUGUAUGAUAUAUUUAUAAAUACUAUAAAGAAAAUAUUGUGUUUCAUGCAUUCAGAGAUGGUUGUUAAAAUUCUCCCAACUGGUUCGACCUUUGCAGAUACCUAUGUCUGAGCCUUAUCACCAUAGAAUAUUUUUAAUGUGAAUAUCUAAUUCUAAAUUUUGUUCCAUUGGAAGCGAUUGGCAUAUCGUAAUACUGACUUUUCUCUAGUAAUACCUGUUUACUUUUAAACUUAAUAGUUGCAUUAAAGAAAAACUUUUCACUAAGAAUAUUGGAAAUGCUUUCUUCAUUUCCCAUUGCUUAUGAUGGAAUUAAUGUGUUUUUAAAAUGCAUAUUGAUCGCUGUAAUUCUAAAACAUAUUUUAAAUAAACCAGCAAAUUGCUGGAAGAAGGCAUUUUAUCUAAAAUUAUUUUAAUAUGUGGCAUAGUGGAAAUUUCAAAUAUAAGAAUUGCUUUUACAGUUACAAACAGUGGAAUAUGCCCUCUGUAACGUCUGGAAGUAGAAGCAAAUUAUUGUGAGCUUCUACAGGUAUUAGUUUUUAAAGAGAGUGAGCAUGUUGAAUUUAAAGUAUGAAUAUCCCCAACAAUUUUCAGUUUGUGUUUUGCUUUGGUCGAACUUGUUCAUCACCCAUCAGUUAUUUGUGAGGGUGUUUAUUCUCUAUGAAUAUUGUUUCAUGUUUGUAUGGGGAAAUUGUAGUUAAACAUUUCAUUGUCCCCCGUCUGCAAAAGAAGCACAAUUCUAUUGCUCUGUCUUGCUUAUAGUCAUUAAAUCAUUACUUUUACGUAUAUUGCUGUUACUUCUGCUUCUUUAAAGAUACAGUAAAUGAAGUUUUAUGAAACCACAAAAUACAUAUAUUUUUAUUUUGACCUAAAUUUGUACAGUCCCAUUGUAAGUGUUGUUUCUAAUGAUAGAUGUAAAAUUAAAUUUCAUUUGUAAUUGGAAAAAAUCCAAUAAAAAGGAUAUUCAUUUAGAAAAUAGCUAAGACUUUAAUAAAAAUUUGAUAUGAAAAGCACAAUGUGCAGAAGUUUUGGAAACCCUAUUGUGGAUUACAACAGGUAAAAGCCGAAGAACAUCCAUUGCUGUCUUAGUGAUGUUGCUGAGAGUACAUGCUUUGUUGUAUAAUUGCUUGAAAGCCCAAUUGAAAGAUGUAUCUGUUUAUUUACUCUACAAUCUUUGAAGUAAAAGUUACCCAUGUUUGCCAA
Molecule: messenger RNA, 3422 nt
Organism: Physeter macrocephalus (sperm whale)
Lineage: Eukaryota; Metazoa; Chordata; Mammalia; Artiodactyla; Physeteridae
Gene: BMI1
Product: BMI1 proto-oncogene, polycomb ring finger
Exons: 14
Coding region: 88-1497 (469 amino acids)
Biological process (GO): negative regulation of transcription by RNA polymerase II
Cellular component (GO): PRC1 complex
Molecular function (GO): promoter-specific chromatin binding
Source: RefSeq, a predicted model, not a curated record